Molecule: messenger RNA, 2520 nt
Organism: Aspergillus homomorphus CBS 101889
Lineage: Eukaryota; Fungi; Ascomycota; Eurotiomycetes; Eurotiales; Aspergillaceae
Product: grainyhead-like protein
Exons: 5
Coding region: 162-2444 (760 amino acids)
Biological process (GO): regulation of transcription by RNA polymerase II
Cellular component (GO): nucleus
Molecular function (GO): RNA polymerase II cis-regulatory region sequence-specific DNA binding; DNA-binding transcription activator activity, RNA polymerase II-specific
Source: RefSeq, a predicted model, not a curated record
UCGCUGUUUUCCCCUGAUUUCCAUAUCUCCCAAUAACUUACCGGGCAAUCUACGGUCAGACGAGAGGACUCAAAUAAAAACAAAAAUCAAGAAUCCUUUAGAAAGCAAUUUGACGGCACGGCCAUAAUUGAGAGGCCCUAACUGCGCCGAUCCGCUUGAUAAUGUUUCGCAACAGAAAGAACUCCCAGAAGCCCGAUGAUGAACUCAUCACCAGAUUCCAGAAGACUUUCCAGGACGUUGUUCCUCCAGUUACCAGCCGCAAUGCCGCGCGUUUCGGUCAGGUCCCCGGCGGCCCAAUUACUCCGGCUAGGUUAAGCAUGGACGGCGAUCUAAAGCCCAACGAUAUCACGCCGCGUGCUACACACGACAUGCGGUUCGCACAGUCAUACGUCGACCCCAAUGCAGUGUCCUAUAUCAACCCGAUGAACCCUCAUGGCUACUACACUCCGAACUCUGGGGGCCUGGGAGCCGUGUACCAUAGUCAGGCGGGAGACUUGCAUACCCCCGGCAUGGGUUUGAGCAUGAUCACUCCCCUGUCUCUGCCCCAGCAGCUCUCUGCAACCACCAUCAACACCGAUCCUGCAACCAUGGGUCUCGACCAUUUCAAUCCGCAUUUCCUCCCGUCACACUUCCAUAACCCGCAACCGUUUGCUCAACCGGCGACGUUUGCACCUGGUGCAUUUGUUCCGACCGAUACAGGUUACGAUGCCAUGGACGAUUCUGUCGAUGAAAUGUCUCUAAAUGAUGUGGAUAUGCAGGGUAAUGCUACUACUCAAUUCGUCCCGUCGAUGCAAGACGACCAACUCAGCAUCCAUAAUCCCGGUGAAAGUUUUCGCUAUCAUGUCACCUUGCGCGCUCCAACGGCAAUGAUUAACCACCAAGCCGAGAUACCCGUCACAUAUCUCAACAAAGGCCAAGCAUAUUCAGUAUCUGUCGUAGAUUCGACGCCCCCGCCGAUGACCGGGCAAUUGCUGAGGUAUCGUACCUACAUUCGCGUGUCGUUCCAAGAAGAAGAGCAAAGGGCAAAGCCAGGCGCUUGCUGGCAGCUGUGGAAGGAAGGACGAGGCUCCAAUGAGGCACACCAACGAGGUGGCAAGCUGCAAGCGGUUGAGUAUGUCGAUCCGGUCCAAGGAGGCGUUGAUGACGCGAAGAGUCGUCAGAUUCAGCUCGAAAGUGCAUCGUUUGAUGGCUUCUGCGUGACCUGGACGGCGAAUCCGACGACUGGAUCGUCGGACUGUGCCAUUUCUGUUCGGUUCAACUUCCUGUCGACGGAUUUCAGUCAUUCCAAGGGUGUGAAGGGCAUUCCGGUCCGAUUAUGCGCGAAAACCGAAAUGCUUUCGCCUGAUGAAGUGGCUUCGGGCCCGGGCAAGGAGCCAGAGGUAUGCUAUUGCAAGGUGAAACUCUUCCGCGACCAUGGAGCCGAGCGGAAGUUGUCCAACGACGUCGCCCACGUCAAGAAGACAAUCGACAAGCUUCGACAGCAGAUCACUCAGGCGGAGCUAGGAGCUGGCAGUUAUGGCAAGCGGAAGCGGAGCAGCGGCUCAAUCGCCCUGAAGGGUGCCGAUCCUCGCCCCGCCAAGAUCACGAAACACAAGCGAACAUGGUCCAUGAGUUCACAGGACGCACCGGGCAAGAUGUCAUUGGAAGAUGAUCUGCACGCCAAACUUGCGCUCAUGCAGGACAUGUUCACGUCAACCCGGCCAGUGAGCAUUCUAGGACUGCGAGGAGAGGACGAAGACGAUCCGGAUCUCUUUCCGGUUGCCUUGCCCGAAUCGCGCGAGUUCAUCAAGAGAGAGAACAGCCGCAGCUCUCGGUUCAGUAUCGACGGAGUGUCCUUGCACGCCGUCUCACCCACGAGCAGCAGCAUUUCGUUGAACUCACCUUGUCACCCUCCGACUACGCAGUCUAAUCUCUAUUACGACUCUGGGUAUCACGGUUCCAUGAACAACUCGAGAGAGAAUUCACACCCUUGUUCGGAAGCCAUGGGCGACAAAACUUUGUUGAAGCAUCCGGUCAAAGUUCAGAAGGUCGCAGACAAUGACAACGCCGUCCCAGUGGGCUACAUCGAAGCAGUAGAUAUCGAUCCAACCUACAGGCCCCCAACAGAGCGACCAGUCAGACCUAUUGCAUGUUUCUACGUCCGGUUCCCGCGGAAUGAUCAGUCUCAGGAUGAUUAUUACCGUGCUGUCUACCUGACGGAGCGCACCGUGCGAGACCUUAUGGAGAAGAUCUCGAUGAAGCAGCGGAUCGACCCGCGACGUAUCGUCCGGGUGCUCCAUGUCAAGCAGAAUGGCCUGAAGAUUAUGGUCGACGACGAUGUUGUUCGUGAACUGCCAGAUGGCCAAGACAUGGUAGUCGAGAUCUCAGAGACGUCCACUUUCGAAAGUGCGGCGGCUACAGGCGCAGAGAGCGCGAAAACUGUCGAAGUCAAGCUGAGCUACUAAUAUGUCUUCAACUGACGGAGACAUUGACGAUACUUCCCCACCCUUUCAUUUUUGCGUAAAAUCUUCUCUUUCAAAU